This is a messenger RNA of Entamoeba nuttalli P19, 3840 nucleotides long. Its product is annotated as tyrosine kinase, putative. Bases 1 to 3840 code for a protein of 1279 amino acids. Gene Ontology annotation, molecular function: protein kinase activity; ATP binding. The transcript has a single exon. Lineage: Eukaryota; Evosea; Mastigamoebida; Endamoebidae. The record is from RefSeq and is a predicted model, not a curated record. Gene Ontology annotation, biological process: protein phosphorylation.
AUGAGCAUUAUUCCAUUUCAAUGGUGCUAUAUUCUUUUAUUUUUGAGUAUUGAGAUAGUAGGAGAAUAUUGUGACUGGAAUAAAAAUGUGUUUGAAGAAUGUAAUACUUGUAGUCCAUGUCAAUUUAACUAUAACAAAACAGGUGUUUUUAUCAUCCGUAAUCGUGAAACAGAAACAAUGAAAUUUAUUCAACCUCAUGACACUUAUUUCAUUUUCAAAAAUGUUUCUUUAAAAACUUUAGUAAUUCAAAAUCAAAUUCAAUCUACGUUUGACUUAAAAGAAUUAAACACUUCGUUCAUUGUUCUUAUUAAUGAUACAACACUUAAUGGAGACUUAUCAGUUGAUAAGAUUCUUUCCUUUCAAUUCAAUUUUUGUUCUCCACAAAUUGAAAUUCAGAAACAAAACCCUAUUUCUACUUCCUUAAAAAUUUCCAAAUUUAGUUCUGAUUAUUUCAUUUCUACAUGUUUUGCACCAAAUCUUCUCCGAAUUAAUGAAUUUAUUUCUAUACAUAUUGAUAAGCUUUAUAGUUCUUUUGGCUAUUUAUAUUCAACACUAAUUGUCAAUAAUCCUAUUUUUAAUUCUACUCAAUAUAAAUUUACAUUAGUUAAACAAAACGAUUUGUUUCAUUAUUAUUUUUAUGACCCUUCAGUCUUAACGAUUCUAAAACAAGAAGUUGUUAAUUCGACAUUAUUUACUACUUUAUUUCUUAACCAAAAUAAUAUAGAUUUAUAUUUAUUUAUUUCUUCAAUAAAAAUUUAUUAUUCAAUACCUUCUCUUUCUCUUCUUAUUCAUUCAUAUACAAACGCUCAAUUUGAUAUUAUAAUAAAUGAAACAAUUGACUCAUUAACUUUUCAUCACAAUAAUGAUAAUUUUACUUUUUAUUCUCUUACUCAAGGAUUUCUUCAGUUCUAUGAAUCUGAUGUACAAGAUGGGAUUAUUUAUACUAUCAAAACAUCUUCAUCUUCUGGUAUUCUUCAUAUAACUAGUCUUCAGUCUCAUAUUGUCUUUGAAAAUUUGGAAAAAUCAUUUCAUUUUCAGUUAAAUUCAUUUCAAUAUAUUUUAAAUGCUCAAAACGGUUGUCAAUCAUCAAUUAUUUCUUCUGAUUUAUUUCAAUGUUUAUCUGACAUGAAAUGUCCUAAACAAAAAUUUUUUGAUGAAACAAAAAAUAUAUGUCAAAACUGUUCUACUUAUUGUAGUAAUUGUAUAAAUUCAACAUAUUGCAUUUAUUGUGAUGAUGGUUAUGUCAACCGAAAUGGUAUAUGUUAUGAUAGAAAUGAUAUUUGUUCAUCUAAUUCUAUGUCAAGUUGUUAUUUUUGUGAUACAAAAAACUCAUAUUUCAUUGAGUCAUGUAGAGAUUGUUCUUCUCAUUGUAAGUUAUGUCAAGAAAAAAAAGUUUGUCUUCAAUGUGAAGACAAUUAUUAUCUAAACCAAACUAGGCAAUGUGUUAAAACUGAUAUUCAUCAAGAGAUUAUGGUACAAGAUCAUAUUAUAUCAUGUAUAUCUGGUUAUUAUUUAAAAAAUAAUCAAUGUAUUUCUUGUUCAGAAUCUUAUGGUUUAGGUUGUCAAAUAUGUGAUUCAUAUCAAUGUAUUUCUUGUUCAUCUACGACUGUAUUUCUAAAAGGAUAUUGUAUUAUUCCAGAACAUUGUAACAAAAUUAUUAAUGGAGUUUGUGUAAGUUGUGAAGGAUUAUUUUAUACUAAUUUUACUUCUUGUAUAGACUUUCAUGAACCAAUCACUACAACAAGUUAUUGUUUAUUAAUGCAUUCAGGUCAAUGUAUUGUUUGUAAUAAAAAUUUUUUUAGAUUACCUAAUGGGACUUGUUCAGAAUACCAACCUGACCAUUGUGUUGAACCAAGUCAACUUGGAUGUUUUAGAUGUGAAGAUGGAUUUUUUCUUGAUUUAAAAGGAUCUUGUUCACCUUGUAUGGAUAAUUGUAGGUAUUGUGAAAAUUCAACAUAUUGUCUUCAAUGUAAACCUCAUCACUAUCUUACAAAUUCACAUGAAUGUCUUAAUGCAUCUCAGUUAAAUGAUAAUUGUGAAUUAAUUACAAGUUUUGGAAAUGGGUGUGCUGUUUGUAAAAAAGGAUAUUAUCGAUAUGGUCUUGAUUGUGUUCCAUGUAAUAGUUCAUGUUUGUCAUGUCAAAACUUAGAUUCAUGCCUUGAAUGUAAGGAUGGUUAUUUAAUGAAUAAAGAUGCGAAGUGUGUUGCUUUAAAUGAAACCAUUGGUUGUAUUAAUAUUACUUCAGAACAUAUUGGAUGUGAUAGAUGUGCUGAAGGGUAUUACUUAGAACAAUAUGAGUGUUUUGUAUGUCCAUUUAAUUGCAAAGAAUGUUAUAAAGAUAAAUGUGCAUUAUGUUUUGGUAAUGAUAUUGUUAUUUCAGGAGUAUGUUAUCCAAUGACAGCAGUCAAUCAUUGUAUAUCAGUUAAUAAUUCACAGUGUAGUCAAUGUAGUAUUGGUUAUGUUGUAAAUUAUAAUGGAACACGAUGUAUAUUAAAAAUACAAAUAUCUGUUCAUAUUUUUUUCUUAGUAGCAAUAGUUGUUACAAUUAUUUUUAUUAUUAUUAUUAUAUGUUAUUUAUUAAGAAGAAUAUACUUUCCUACAAAACAACAAAAAUUUGCAUGUAAUGAAUUUAUAUUUGAUAUAAGAAAGAAAAAAUAUAAGUUCCUAGAAAAUUUUGGAGGUUUACUCACUAAUACACAAAAAUUAAUUUUUGAUCAAUUUAGAGAAGGAAUUCCUGUUAAUAUUUCAACGGAGAAAACAUUUAUAAUAGCAAGCAUAAAGAAAAAUCCAUUAAAAAUUGAUUUUAUAUUAAACCAAAAACCUCAAAGAUAUGAAUUAACAGUAAGUCCAAUUACUAUAAUAUUAAAAAAGAAUGAAGGAUGUAUUUUUACAUUUAAAGUUAAACCAAUGUGUUCUUGUACGAUAAAUGAUCAAUUUACUAUAUUGUAUGAAGAUGUUAGAACAAAUAAAAUAUUUAAAAAAAAUAUUAGUAUUGAAGCACAAACAAUUUUAUCAACAUUAAUUGAUUAUGAAGAAAUUACUCUUAUAAAUAAAAUAGCACAAGGUUCAUUUAGUAUUGUAUUCAAAGGAAAAUUUAGAGGAAAUACUGUUGCUAUAAAAAGGAUGAAAGAUUUAUGGAGAAAAGAUGAUUUUGAAGAAUUUAGAAAAGAAAUUGAUUUAUUAAGUAAAUUCAAAUGUCGUUAUAUUAUUCAAUUUCUAGGUGCUGUAAUAAAUAAAAAUAAUGUUAGUAUUAUUACGGAAUAUGCACCUUAUGGAAGUUGUGAACAAGUAAUGAUUAAAUCAAAUGAAAAUCCUAAUUUAAUUCCAAACAUUCAACUUAGAAUAAAAAUAAGUAAAGACAUUUCAAAAGCAAUUCAAUAUCUUCAUUCUAAUGGAAUAUUACAUCGUGACAUUAAAUUAGCAAAUGUAUUAAUUAUUUCUUUAGAAGAUGAAAUGGAAAUUAAUGCUAAGCUUAGUGAUUUUGGUUCAUCUAGAAGUCUUAAUUUGUUAGUAAAUAAUAUUACUUUUACUAAAGGAAUAGGAAGUCCAAUUUAUAUGGCUCCUGAAAUAUUACAAAGAAAAAAUUAUACAACUUCUGCUGAUAUUUAUUCUCUUGCAAUUUCUUUAUUUGAAAUUAUUGAAUGGAAAGAAGCUUAUCCAGCAGAUGACCCUAAAUUUAAGUAUCAAUGGCAAAUUGCUGAAUAUGUUUGUAAAGGGAAUAGACCUCAAACAACAGGAAUUUCAUUAAAAAUUAAAUCGUUAUUAGAUUUAAUGUGGUGCCAAAACCCAGAAAAUAGAAUACCCAUUGAUGUUGUUUUAAAACAUCUUCAAUUAAUGUGA